Messenger RNA from Pelobates fuscus (common spadefoot toad), 3744 nucleotides. It is a transcript of the gene BBX, whose product is annotated as BBX high mobility group box domain containing. Gene Ontology annotation, biological process: regulation of transcription by RNA polymerase II. Gene Ontology annotation, cellular component: nucleus. Gene Ontology annotation, molecular function: DNA-binding transcription factor activity, RNA polymerase II-specific; RNA polymerase II transcription regulatory region sequence-specific DNA binding. Lineage: Eukaryota; Metazoa; Chordata; Amphibia; Anura; Pelobatidae. The coding region runs from base 341 to 3055 and encodes 904 amino acids. The transcript is spliced from 18 exons. The record is from RefSeq and is a predicted model, not a curated record.
UGUACACUAUGUGGAGCAGUGUACAGAGCGGCUCCCAGGCACAGAGCUGACUCCCCUGUCUCUAUAUCUCUCCAGGCUGCUCUUACUUGGCAGGGGGAGGGGGUGCACACUGACAGACAGGGGGUUCUAAUCAAACCUAUAUUAUACAGAGAGAGAGAGUGCAUGAGUGCAGCCAGAGGUCACUGACAUAUGACAUCCAUUCCUACACUGAGUCCAAGUACUUACAUUUCAUUUGCCUUCCUUGGUGUUGUACCUGAAACAAUUACCUGUUAAGUGUGCUGAAUCCUGAUCGAGUCUGGCUCCCCCCAUCCCUCCAUUACAUCCAUCACAGAUAACAGUAAUGAAAGGCAGCACCAGAAAUAAGGAUCAAUCUAGUGAAGGAGAAGGAACUGGAAAACGACCAAAGAGAAAAUGCCUUCAGUGGCAUCCACUACUUGCUAACAAAAUUCUUGACUUUUCUGAAGAUGAAGACGAUGACGAUGAGGAGGAAGAUAUUGAAAAGGUCCAGCUUGUAGAUACUGAUGGUCUGGAACAUGAAGUCGAUGAAGCAGAAGACAAUGAUUCACCCGAGCAAAGAGCUCGUAGGCCAAUGAAUGCCUUCCUUUUAUUCUGCAAACGACACCGGUCUCUGGUGCGUCAAGAGCAUCCUCGUCUGGAUAAUCGGGGUGCUACAAAAAUAUUGGCAGACUGGUGGGCUUACCUGGACCCUAAUGAAAAGCAGAAAUAUACUGAUAUGGCAAAAGAGUACAAGGAUGCGUUUAUGAAGGCAAAUCCUGGCUAUAAAUGGUGUCCAGCAACUAAUAAACCAGUGAAGACCCCGUCACCAACUGUUACGACCAGGAAAAAGCUCUGGACCUUCCCACCGGAUGCUGUCAAAGAACUCCCCAUCCCCAAGAAAAUAUCAAAGGGAGAGGAAAUGCCCCAGCUUAAUUUUGGCAUAGCAGAUCCAACACAGAUGGGAGGUCUCAGUAUGCUGCUUUUAGCGGGUGAACAUGCGUUGACUGCUCAUGAGGAUCAUGCCGUGGACACACAUGUAGAAAGCUCAAUGACAGAGGUGUCUUCCAGUGCAAGUUUGUCAAAGGAUUCAAAUUCUUCAGAGUUGAUCAGGAAGUCUGAAUUAUUUCAGUUUGCUGAGAUUUCUUCCAGCACGUCACAAUCGGAUGUCCAGCCUUCUGCUAAGCAAUGUGAGAAGUCAGCACUGUUUCAGUUUGCCGAGAUUUCAUCAAAUACUUCACAGAUUAGCAGCCCCGAACUGUCAAAAUGUGGUGGGAAAUCAGCACUUUUCCAUUUAGCAGAGAUUUCCUCAAGUACAUCACAUUCCGAUUCACCUGCAUCAGCAAAACAGUGUGGGACAUCAGCAUUGUUUCAACUUGCAGAGAUGUGCGUAGCAUCCGAGGCUGUGAAAAUAGACAUUUCAGAGGAUGUAAUCAAUGAUCAUUUGGUUACGAUGCAGAAACCUGUAUGCUUGAAAGAGACAAAUGUGGAAGAGACAGACAAAAAUUUAAUUUCUAGCAGCAUAAAAGAUUAUGCUCAAGAUUCUGAAAAAGUUGAAUUUGAUCACGUUAAAAUAAAAAAAGAAGUCUCAUAUUCUCCAGAUCCUUCUGAUGCAGAAUUUUUCAAUUUCCUAAAACGAGAAAAAGUUAGAAAGAAGAAGAAAAAGAAUAAAUCCGAACACGAUGUUGUAGAAAAAGGAUCACCAAAAAAGACCUGUAAAAAAAGGCAGUCAUCUGAGUCAGAUAUUGAAAGUGUCAUGUAUACAAUUGAGGCCGUUGCAAAGGGAGACUGGAGCAUUGAAACACCUUCAGUUUCACCAAACAAGAAAGCCUGUUCCACUUCGAGUCCAAAUCACACAUCGUCAGACCUAAAGCCUAUAAAGAAGAAGAUAAAAUCAAAAGAAAAGAAACUGUUAAAGGAUAAAGUUGAUAAACCCUUGGAAACCACUGAAGAGCUGAUGGUACCAGAACCAGCAAAUAUUGUGCCUGCUGAGGAAACAUCUUUUGAGGUGCCUGAAUGCAUAAAAGAAGAGCUGUCGCCUAAAGAGGAGGUUCUUCAGAUCUGUUUGCCAGAAAUGCUAAAAUCUGAGGACUUUGACAAUAAUAAAAAGACAGAGGCAUGUGGUUCCAGGAAGUCAGAAAGGGCCUGCAAAGGUGCUCUUUACAAGACGUUAGUGUCUGAGGGCAUGCUAACCUCACUACGUGCAAAUGUCGACAGAGGCAAGAGAAAUUCAUUAAAGGGCAAUUCAUCAGACCACGAAGGCUGCUGGAAUGAAGACAACUGGACGUACAAUCAAACAGGAACUAGCAGUAGCAAGAAAUUAAAAAAGACUAAACCAAAGGAAGAGUCUACCAUUGGUUUAGCAAAGCUGGAAGAAGAGUUUGAAAAGAAAUUCAAUAGCCUUCCUCAGUACAGCCCUGUUACAUUUGACCGCAAAAAUUCUGCAGUCCCUAGAAAGAAGAAAAAGGCUUGCAGUGGACUAGCUGAACAACAGAAAAUCAACAAAGGUGCAUUCCAGUCACAAAAGAAGAACCUUUUCCACAAAAUUGUAAACAAAUACAAGCAUAAAAAAGACAAGCAAAGUAAUUCAGAUAAAGCCAUAUUAGAAGAAAAAAACACCACAGACAACACGUCCAGAUCUAGUAAUUUUGCUUCAGUUCCCCACAUUCCGGAACCUACAGCCAUUCAGGAACCUCUUGUUGGAAGCCAAAAAAGAAAAGCAAGAAAAAAUAAAAUUACACAUCUUGUACGGAAUGAGGAGUGUCAGACUUCUUCAGGAGAUCAGACAUUGGAAGAGAAAACAAACACGGACACUUGUCAGGAGCUUUGCAACAAAGAGGGGAACUGCAGAGCAGAAAGUUUGAUCUCUGGAAAAGCUGAAGAGAACCACAGUAUAACACAAGAGAUGCCAACUGUAUCUGCAUUCUUUAGUCUGGCUGCUCUGGCUGAAGUGGCAGCAAUGGAAAAUGUUCACAGGAGUCCAAGAACCACUCAUUCUCGAGAUGGACAGAAGAAAGAAAUGCCCCAGACUGCUGUGCUAAUUUCCUGUGCUGACCAAUGAGGCUUUGUGUUGUUACAAAACAUUUCCUUAAUAUUUAAAUAUAAGCCUUGAGCCUUGGCAAGGCAGAUAUCCAUGAAAUGGAAGAAAGAAGGGGCAGACAAGUGUUUAUUGUGUGGAAAACCCUGAUAUCACUUGAAACUUAGAGAUUGGGCUAUGUCCUUAUAAACCUGUGAGUGGCCUAGUAAAAAACAAUAAUGGAAUAACCCUCAAGCUUUGUUUUGAGGCUAAAAUGUGGAAGGAAUCAGUGAUGUAGAAGAGUAUAUUUGUACUGUCUCAUCCAAGAAUUUCUUGUAUGAAUCAGAGCGUGAAAUUAGUUUCAUAUAAUACUUAGUUAUUAAAAAAGGAAAAAGAAAAAAAAAAACACUGAUGCACUGCACUAGUUAAUAGUUAAUAUUUUCGGUCAUUUUGUACAUGAAGAUUUAAGUUCCAAAUGGUUUAUAUAAUAGUUUAUGCUUACAUUUUUAUUGAGAGUGAGUUUAAAAAAAAUUCCAGGAUGGUUUAGCAGUAAUGUCUGGUGUACCAUUGUUAGGAUUAUGUGCCUGGUCUAUUUGCCUUUUCCUCUGCAGUUCCUUAAUUCUUAUUUAGAGUGCCCCUGUAAGCGAAAAUAUAACAUUGUAUUUAUUCAUAGAAAUUAUGCAUUUUAAAAAACAGUGUCCAAUGAGCAAUCAAAUACAUUUCAUCUACCUGUA